UCAGGUCGUGUGUUGUGAAACUGCUUCUUAUUCUCCCAGAGACAGUGUGUUAGGUGUGUCCGGAUAUUAAAUCAUAGUUAUUUAUUAAUACUACAGACGUGGCGCUGUUUAACAACAUGUCACAGCGUUAGCCUCAGUUAAAUCCGGUCACACCGUUUGAAGAUGGCAGCAAGAACCUGAAUGACACUUCAGUCAACUGUCUCCAAAUAGAAACAGAGUCUUCAGAGAAAAUGCUUUUCACUACGUGGUCGCGUCUGUGCUGCCGGGCGGCGUCGAGCCGGGGACAGAGGACGCUGAGUCUGUUCUCCAGCCCCGGAGCGUCCAACUGGAGCAAAGUGGUGUCCGACGCGGAGAAGAUCGUCGGGUAUCCCACCUCCUUCAUGAGCCUCCGCUGCCUGCUCAGCGACGAGCUCAGCAAUGUGGCCAUGCACGUCCGGAAGCUGGUGGGGACCCGGCACCCGCUGCUCAGCACCGCCAGAGGUUUUGUCUACGACAGCAAGAACAACCUUCAGAUGAGGGGCGUUAUUGUCCUGCUCAUUUCCAAAGCAGCAGGGCCCAGCCAUGCAGCGUCCGAUCUCCUGGCUCAGGACAUGGUCAGCGGUAUUUAUCCCAGCCAGAGGAACCUGGCGGAAAUCACAGAGUUGAUCCACACAGCAUUCCUGGUGCAUCGUGGGAUAGUCAACCUGAGGGACUGGACCGUUUCAGACGGCCCGCUGAAGGACAUGCAGUUUGGGAAUAAGAUGGCCGUCCUGAGCGGCGACUUCCUACUGGCGAAUGCUUGUACCGGACUGGCCCAGCUGAAUAACACCAAGGUUGUGGAGCUGAUCUCAAGUGCCAUCGGUGAUUUAGUCCAAGGAAUCUACAAUGAGAAUUCCAAUAAUACUGAGGAGAACGCUCUCACCGACGGCGUCGACGUGGCGACUUGGGAGGAGCAGACGUUCCUCUCCCACGGGGCGCUGCUCGCCAAGAGCUGUCAAGCCGCGAUGGAGCUCGCCAAACACGACAAGGAGUCCCAAAGGCUGGCCUACAAGUACGGCAGGCACUUAUCACUAGGCCACAAGCUGAACUCUGACCUGCAGCCGUUUGUGAAGAGCAGUGUGGGAGAGCUGCUGUCGUUCAGCUUGGACGCCGCUCCGGUAGUUUUCCACCGUCAGAUCGUCGGCCAGGAGAGAUGGCAUCAGCAGCUGCAGCAGGCUAAAACAGUGAGAAACCAGCUGGAUUAUUCAAAGCUUUUGGCGGUGGUUAAGUCGGAGAAAGGCAUGAGCUCGGCGGUGGACUUAUGCCGUUACCAUGGCAACAAGGCUCUGGAGGCCAUCCAGGCUUUCCCCUCCUCCGAGGCUAGAUCCGCCUUGGAAAACAUUGCCUCCACCGUCAGCAAAUUUUGACCUGGACACUGUCUCACACACACAUGCCCACACACACACACACAGCUGUUUCUACAUGUGCAGCCUGAGGUGUUUGUCUGCAGAGGCAACAGGACACUGAAGAGACAUGAGAACUUCCUUUGAGCCAGGUGCUGGCUCAUGUCUGGACGAACUGCUCUGCUCUGUUGUGGAUGAUAUAAUGGUCAUGGUCACAAAAAAAAGAAAUAAACACACAUGACGUCA
Limanda limanda (common dab) is the source of this 1607-nucleotide messenger RNA. RefSeq names its product prenyl (decaprenyl) diphosphate synthase, subunit 2 (gene pdss2). The record is from RefSeq and is a predicted model, not a curated record. The coding region runs from base 231 to 1385 and encodes 384 amino acids. Gene Ontology annotation, cellular component: mitochondrion; transferase complex. Gene Ontology annotation, molecular function: prenyltransferase activity. NCBI's taxonomy places the organism in Eukaryota, Metazoa, Chordata, Actinopteri, Pleuronectiformes, Pleuronectidae. Gene Ontology annotation, biological process: ubiquinone biosynthetic process; isoprenoid biosynthetic process. The transcript is spliced from 8 exons.